Messenger RNA from Staurois parvus, 315 nucleotides. The record is from the annotation of a GenBank genome assembly. Lineage: Eukaryota; Metazoa; Chordata; Amphibia; Anura; Ranidae.
GUGCGCCCACGCAGAGGCUAUCAAUGGCACAUGAAAAGUAAAGAAAACAGUGCUCUAACACCAACACAGCAAAAGGUGCACUCAUGUAGGGGCUAUCAAUGGCACAUGAAAAGUAAAGAAAACAGUGCUCUAACACCAACACAGCAAAAGGUGCACCCAUGUAGGGGCUACCAAUGGCACAUGAAAAGUAAAGAAAACAGUGCUCUAACACCAACACAGCAAAAGGUGCGCCCACGCAGGGGCUAUCAAUGGCACAUAAAUUACAAAAACAGUGAUACAACACUGACAGUAGCUCAUACCAAAGGCAGAUAUCCA